This is a messenger RNA of Closterium sp. Naga37s-1, 4452 nucleotides long. NCBI's taxonomy places the organism in Eukaryota, Viridiplantae, Streptophyta, Zygnematophyceae, Desmidiales, Closteriaceae. The record is from the annotation of a GenBank genome assembly.
AUGAGGCGACUACGAUUCCCAAUCCCACGCCACUGGGAAUCAUGCGUGGCGCUCUCACUCCUCGCCAGCCUUCUGGGCCUUGUCGGUCUCGUCGGGCCGGCUAAUGCGCUGGUGCAAGUCAAUAACAUGCAAUACGGCUUUCUGUCGGAUCUGCGCGCGGCGUGGGGCGGCAACUUCAUAGAGGCGCGCACGUGGGCGUACGACGCGCGGUGCUUGCAGGGCCUGGACGACGGGUCGGACGACAUCCCCGUGCUCAAGGGGCUCAUCUGCUCCGCCGACGGCAGCAUCAUCGAGAUCAAUCUGCAGCACAGGUCGCUCGUGGGGGUUAUUCCCGAGUUCAUCAAAUACUUCACUGCCCUCACUGGCCUCUACCUGUCGGACAACGAGCUGUACGGCUCCAUACCCGCCGGCAUCAGCGCCCUCGCCUCCCUGCAGUACCUGCACCUGGACUACAAUAGCAUAUCGGGCACCCUCCCCUCCACUAUCGGCAAGCUACCCUUGCUGCAGAGCCUGCGGCUGAAGGCGAAUCUGUUGACGGGGACCAUCCCCAACAUGGCCACGCUCAAGAACCUCGCCACUCUCGACCUAUCGCUGAACCGCUUGAAUGGCAUCAUACCGCCCACCCUCGCAGCAAUGCCGGGCGUUGGAGAACUGUUCCUAGCAGGCAACAGCUUGUCAGGCCCUCUGCCGCCCAAGCUCAACAUGCCCAAUCUUUACUCCUUGGAUCUCUCUUUCAACUUCCUGUCUGGAAGCAUUCCAGUCACCAUCAGCACCCUUGCUUCACUGCAGUACAUGGAUCUGGGGUACAACCAGCUCUCGGGCUCGCUGCCCUCUCAAAUGGCCAAACUCACCGGCCUCCAGCGCCUGGAUCUGCUCGCCAAUGCAAUGACCGGAAGCAUUCCCCUCGUCUUCUCCAGCCUCAGUGCACUUCAAACACUUGUGCUGCAGCGCAACAGCAUGAGUGGCCCCAUCCCAUUGCAGCUGAGCGUGCUCACGGGCCUGAGUGAACUGUCGCUGUCAAGCAACGCCUUCCAGGGCUCCCUGCCCGCCUCCUUCAGCGCCCUCACCUCACUCACCUGGCUGUCCGCCAGCAGCAACCUGCUCAACGGCACCAUCCCCUCUGGUCUCUUCACCCUCUCCAACCUCCAAGUCCUGGAGUUGGACGACAAUAAUUUCUCUGGUUCCAUCCCCGACCCCAUCUCAACCCUCUCCUCGCUGCAGUUCCUCUCCUUGGCGCGCAAUCGCCUGUCAGGCGCGCUGCCUGCCUCCCUCGCCAGCAUCACAGGACUCGCCUACGUUGAUCUGAGCAACAACGCGCUCUCAGGCUCCGUGCCCACAGCAUACUUCUCCCGCACUGCCUCCAAGUGGACGCUGGACGUGCGCAGCAACAUGCUGGUGGGCGAGGUGGACGUGCUGGCCAACGGCACGGCGUGGUACGACCACAACUACCUCUCCUCCACCGUCUUCGACGCCUCCUCCUGCGACGCCGAUACUCCUCUCUCCGUCUCCUUCCGCCGCAACUGCAUCCCGCCCACCGUCUGCGACGCCAUGCCGCAGCGCACUGAUGCGGAGUGCGCGGCGUUCUGCGGCCUCAAGCCUGCGGAUGGCGAGGUGUGCGGCGGGGAGGGCACGUGCGCGCUGCUGCCACAGCAGGCGGUGCAGGCGGGUGUGUGCACGUGCGGGGACUCGUUGCAGAACGGGGAGGACCCCGCCACCUGCGUAUCCUCCUCCGCGCCCCCAGUGGCUCUAUCCACGACCCUGCCCUCCUCCUCCCUGCCCGCGGCUACCGUCAGCGGCGCAGCAACAGUGAGCGCCACCACAGGCGCCAUCACGCUCACCACGCUUGCACUCAACGAGUGGGGCGCCGCACUCCUCACCGCCCCUACGUGCCUCUUCUCCUAUGGCCUCCGCAAGUCCGGCUGCGGCCGCCCCUUCGCCUUCUCCGCCUCCUUCGCCUUCCAAAGCACCCCCGAGCCCGGGAAAAAGUCCGCUGGAGGGGUCGCGUUUGUGAUCGCUGCUACUGAUACAGCCGCGACAGGGGAUGUGACCGCUCUGGGUUACUCCGGGCUUGGUCAGAGGAGCGUGGUGGUGGAGUUUGACGGGUUUCAGGACAAGGCCCUGACGAUCAAGGACAUGUCAGCGAACCAUGUGGGAGUGAACCUCAACGGGAACCCAAUGUCCGUGACAGCCGUCACCUCCCCCCUGGUGGCGGGCGACGGCAAGGUGAAGUUCGCGUGGAUCGACUACGUGCCGCUGAGCGACGCCGCGGGGACGCUGUCGGUGUUUGUGGCGGCGACAGCAGUGAAGCCGGCCAAGGCGGUGCUGAGUGCGGCGCUGUCGCUGUGCACUGUGCUGGCGCCCGUGGAAGGGGAGGAGUCGUUCCACGUGGGGUUCACAGGGGCCAGCUCUGCGCUCGUGGGGCAGAGGAACGUCAUUCUCAACUACAGCAUCUCCACCAGCUUACCCAGCGCCCUCUCACCAAAACCCACUGUUGCGUACCCCACGGGGUUCGCCUUCACCAAGGAUGCUUUCUCCUCGCUCAACGCCAACCGCUUCUCGCGCCACGUCUCCGUGGGCGCCACCACAACCCCCUCCCCCGCGCGCUCCUGGUCCCCCAAGCCCGAUGUCAACUGGAACAACACGGGCCUGCUGUGGCCCAUCAAGGACCAGCUCAAGUGCGCCGACAGCUGGGCCUUCGCCCUGGUCAGCAGCAUCGAGGCGGCGUAUAACAUCGUGGGGAAUCUGAGCCGGUCUACGGUGUUCAAUGUGGACCCGCUGAGGACGUCCCUCAAGAGUAAUUGCAAGGGCGGGAGCCCUGUGUCGGGGCUGCAGUUCCUGGUGACCAGUGGCAAGACGGGCGGCGGGCUGACUGCCAAGGCUACGUACACGCGCCCGCUCGGCUCUGCUUCUCUCAGACGCGGCAAACCUGCCGUGCCCACGUUUCCCAUAGCUGGCUUUGAGCGCGCCCCCGGCAUGGGGUGGUUCGGGCUGCUGUUGGCGGUGCAGCAGCAGCCAGUGGUGGUGACCAUUCAGGCCACCGCGCCCUCUUUCAUGUCCUACAAUGGGCUGUUCAAGUACCAGGACCCAGCGUGCUUCACCUUUGCUCCCAACCAUGCCGUACUAGUUGUGGGGUACCGCCUCUCAGGCACCGACCCGGCUCUCCCUCACAUCGCUGCACCCUACUGGAUCAUCCGCAACUCGUGGGGGGACGGGUGGGGCGACGGGGGCCACAUGCGCAUGGACAUGCAGGGCGGGUACGGCGUAUGCGGCAUCAACACGCUCCCUGGCGUCUACCCCAUCGUGCGAUCAUCAUCGGAUGCGUGCAACAGCGACAUUGUGCAAGCGGACGGAACACCGCUGGCGAACCCGUGUGGAGGCUUUGCGUGCACAGUGGUGGGCACGAGCAACACGUGUGACUGCGACGGCACUGUUUAUGUGCAGGCCACCAACCUCGAUGGCUCACGGAUCUGCACCCUUGUGGACGUGUGUGGGGCGGCAGGCUUCAACCCAUGUGGGGCGGGCACGUGUGUGAAUGACGGGGCGGGGUCGUACUCGUGUGUGUGUCCACGGGGCUUCAUUCAAGGCACCACCAUCGAUGGCGCCUUCUCCUGUGCUCCAGCGCUCACGGUGGCGACCAGUUACGUGGUGAGGGGUGGGGGAGUGACGUGUGCGCACGUGCACCAGACCGUGGGGCUCACACUGCAACAGCUCAAGACCCUCAACCCGGCGUUGAACUGCAAUGCGCCCAUACCGGUCAACACCACUGUCAUCACCACGGCCACCUCCUCGCUCUCGCCCUGUUCCGCCUACUACACCACCGCUGCUGGCGACACAUGUGUAUCCAUAGCCACACGGCACGCCCUCACAGACACCUGCGAUCCCAUACCGGGGGAGGCCUGCGCAUCCCCCUCCACCACAGCGUGCGUGAAGCCCUGCAAGACCGCUCUGCAGGCCAUCAACCCUGGUCUCGACUGCAGCGCAGAUACAGACGGCACUCUCCCAGCGUACCUCUCCGUAUGCGUCAAGGUGGACUAUCUAUACGUGCCGCGAGUGCCUGCGUGCCCGCACGUGCACACGGUGGCGCCGGGAGAGACGUGUGAUGUGCUGCGCAAGACGGUGGCGGGCGGCAUGAGUGUGGAGGAGCUGUACCAGCUGAACCCCGGGAUUCUCUGUGACCGCAUCGCCCUGCCUGUGCCGGCCUCUGCUGCUGUCAUCCCCAACUAUGAUGUGUGCUGGGCUGACGUGUACGACCCGCAGAUCCCCACCUGUCCGAGGCCGUACGUCAUUCUCAAGGCUGACACGUGUGACACGAUCCUGCCGAAGUCCUUCGGUGGAAGUCACGAUUGCUUCCGACAAAUCAACGGCUACGAAUGCCUCAACCCUGUGCAAGUCGGUGCCCGCAUUUGCCUGCCGGAUCCUGCAGCUUUACUGAGGGGCAGGUGCCUGGUGUAG